Kockovaella imperatae is the source of this 887-nucleotide messenger RNA. RefSeq names its product thioredoxin-like protein. The transcript is spliced from 6 exons. Lineage: Eukaryota; Fungi; Basidiomycota; Tremellomycetes; Tremellales; Cuniculitremaceae. The record is from RefSeq and is a predicted model, not a curated record. Gene Ontology annotation, cellular component: cytoplasm. The coding region runs from base 57 to 752 and encodes 231 amino acids.
UCGCGACUUGAAACUGGACAUUGAAUUGACCUUUAAGCAGUUAGGCUGAACCGACAAUGAGUGGUCCACCCUCUCCCACGCUGUCCGAUUCGGCGCUCCUGGACUCGCUGGACGAUGAUCCUCGAUUCGAUAUCGCCGCAGAUAGAGAUAGACGGAUGGAGAAGCUGAAAGAAGAGGUUGAGAAAGUUAAGCAGCUACAAGAAAGUGAUUAUAGAAAAGUUGUCACCUUCACCGAUGAACGCAAAUUGAUAGAGAGGAUGUCGAAAGACAAGUAUUGUAUACUCCAUUUCUUUCAUCCCGACUUUCAGCGCUGUCAGAUCAUGGAUCGACGUCUCGAGGAACUCGCCCCGAAACAUCCAUACACUCUCUUUAUCCGAGCAUCCGUCGCGGACAUUCCGUUCCUCGUCACCAAGUUCAACAUCAAGGUCCUGCCUUGCGUCUUGGUCUUUGCGGACAGUCGCUGUGUAGACCAGCUGGUAGGCUUUGAGGAAUUUGGCAACUCGGAUCACUUCAGUGCGAAAGCCCUCGAGUUUAGGUUGAAGGAGUCUGGAGCAUUGCCAGAGGGCAAACCUACACUGGUCAACACGCUCUCUUCAUCUCUCCUGGACCCACACUCACGGAUCAAAGACGACUCGGACGAUGAGAGUGAUGGCGAUGAGACGGCUGCGAGGAGAUCACGGGGCACUGGGCCAAGACGAGGCAAGACGGGCAUACGGAAUGGUCUUUUGACAGGAAUGGACGAGGACGAGUGACGGAAGCGCAGAGCUCGACCACGGUGGGAUCUGACUUGGAGGGUAUUGAUUUUCUCCUUUAGCAUUCAUCUGUAUCAGUACGUCAUACACAAUUGCAUCGCAUCGCAUCGCAUCGCAUCGCAUCGCAUCGCAUCG